Paraphaeosphaeria sporulosa is the source of this 594-nucleotide messenger RNA. RefSeq lists its product as uncharacterized. Lineage: Eukaryota; Fungi; Ascomycota; Dothideomycetes; Pleosporales; Didymosphaeriaceae. Bases 112 to 546 code for a protein of 144 amino acids. The record is from RefSeq and is a predicted model, not a curated record. The transcript has a single exon.
AGGUGACUUCGGGGACUGCACCGUGGCCGAUGAAUGCAGCGUGCUCGCUUCGUCUCUUCCCGUCUCGUUCUUCACAACCGCAGGUAAGGGCAAAAGACUUGUUGCUAUCCGAUGAUACGCGUAAGGGUUCUUUGGGCCUGCCGGCUCCUCGCUUGGAAGCGAACUCUCCUCGUACGGCAGUGCGAGAAGCUCUGGCUGGCUUUCUGGCACGUGUUCUGGCUCAGUGUCUUGCAGUUCUGCGGUGUCAGUUUGCGGCUGAGAAUGCGAUGGUGCCCAUGUCUUAGACUUGGCUUUGUUCAGGAACUUGAAGUUCCUGAUGGACGGCUUUCUCAUGGCUGCGGGGCGGAUUCCCACUCUUGCAGGCCCUGGGUGACUGUGAACGUGAGUGACGGGGAGUUCGUUGAGACUCUGGGUGCGCGGGUGCUGCAGUCUCUUCAGUUGUACAGAACGUGGAAGCUUUGUCGCGACGGCGUGGUGAUGGAGGGUGGAGAGGGUCGUUUCAGGGCGCUGUGGGCUUUAAUGACGUGCCAGAAUAAAGGGAAUUGAGAACGUGGGCGUGGUGGGACCGUUGAAGUGAACACCCGUGGUGGGCUC